Molecule: messenger RNA, 4240 nt
Organism: Oryzias latipes (Japanese medaka)
Lineage: Eukaryota; Metazoa; Chordata; Actinopteri; Beloniformes; Adrianichthyidae
Gene: pou4f3
Product: POU class 4 homeobox 3
Biological process (GO): regulation of transcription by RNA polymerase II
Molecular function (GO): RNA polymerase II cis-regulatory region sequence-specific DNA binding; DNA-binding transcription factor activity, RNA polymerase II-specific
Source: RefSeq, a predicted model, not a curated record
UUAUAUACAUGUGCCUGAGUCAUGUCAGAAACAUUGGGAUGACUGCUUUUUCAUUGCCGGCCCUCAGUUAUGCAGUCGUAUUCCUCCAAAACUGCGCAUUACUUUUCCUUUACUUCAUAUAUAGUUCUUUGCUAAGAGUCCGUCUUACCUUUUGUGUAUGAUGGUUAAAAACCCUUUGGAUUUUAAAAACUGAGUCUGCAUUGUCCUUUAAAAAUUCAUGUGUGAAUGCUGACAGAAUACAAAGAUGCCAAUAGGCUUUAUUUAAAAUUAAGAAUUUUAAAAGUCUAAAAUGACUCAUACUACAAGUUUUGAUAUAAAUAUUUGUAAACUAAAGAAUGCUAAAUCUGGUUGUUAUGAUAAGGGCUAACCUAUAUCGUUCAAAAUGUCCUUAAUGAAAAAUUAUCAAUAUUUUUGUAAAUGGAAUCCUGUUGGAAUCAACAUCCAUAGAGAAUAUUUUAAAGUAAAAGUGACAGAUCUAAGUGUCAUGCCUUUGAAGUAUAAAAAAACUCUUUAUUCUGUGAGAAACUUUUAAUUUCUAGACAACAGAAGGGUUUUCUAUAACUUUUUCUUGAUUGAGACCAACAGAAUAGGUCUGAUGCUUUUGCUUUUCAUUUUAUCUCAAAAUAAAACAGCUUUAUAUUUUAAAUAAAACUGUAAAAGUGACUCAAACUAAAAGGUUCAAGCCCCCACUGUAUGAAGAGCUGACCAAUAUAGGAUAGUAAAAGCUUUAAAGCAGAAAAUCUUGUCUCAAAAAACACAGAUGAAUAUGAGACCACAGAUUUUCUUUAAUAAAAAUGAAACAGUUUGAAGGUAAACACAGCUAUUUUGAAACAUUACCUAUAACCUUUUUUUUAACUGAAGUCAUCUUUAGUCAGAUUUGUUUUUGUUGUUCUGUUAGAGAAUUGCAGGUUUUUCUUUUUUUUCUUUUUCCUCUGUAGAAAGUGAAAUUUCGGUAAGACUGUUAAAACUGACUGUUAAAAUACAAGCUGGGGUAUCUGAUAACAGCACUUAAGACGUCCCACACACUAAAAACUCCAUAGAUAUAAAUGACCAAGGUUGGGUUGAUUUUAACCCAACUUUGAGUUUAAAAGGGGACUAAUUUUCUUCUGGGUUAAUUUAGUAAAGAAAAAGAAAAACUCGGGGGGGAAAAAAACAUAAAGGGAGUAAAAUCAAAUCAACAUAACCCAAAAAAGUUGUCUUGCUCCAAAAAAGUAACCCAAAAGAUAUUUGAACAUGACUGAACCAAGAAGGAAAUAAUCAAAGUAUCUCUAAAGAAGAAUCCAAAGUUUUUUUUAAUGUUUUCUCUUAAUAUACGUUUUUAUGGUUGUAUUUAUUAUUAUUAUUUAAAACAAUUUAGGCAUUGAUAAUUCUGGAGAUUCACCAGAAAAGCCCAGAAUCAGGAAAGAUUCCUGCACUAUGUGUCUGCAUGCAACCAACCAGAGGAUGCAUCACUCAGAGUUUGGCUGCAACAGGUUUGCCUGUUGAGAAAAGGUCUUGGCUGUUUUAAUUUGUGUAAUGAACAGAAGCAUGCCUCUGCGGUAAUGGAUGCCCACCGUGCUGAUGAAUUAUUCACAGCCUGGGGAACCAGAGAGGUGGACGGCGGGAUCGGAUGGACCCGCUGUGUCAUCAGCCCGCUUUGGUCCGCACGGCUCCUCUUUCGGGUCCCGUCCACCCAAGGUUCUUGAGACUGUCGACCAGGCAGCCACGUGAGAAGUCUACUGAAGAGAGCAGAGAGCAGGGGCCUUCAGAUGGAGGGAACGCGCGCGGGCCCAGUCUGAGCUGCGCUGUCCAUGGUGCUGAACCCACUCUGUAGAUGCAGGCGGGAAUUUCUGCUUCAUGUGACAAACAAUUGUCCAAAAACUUCAUUUCUGUGUUAAAAAGUUUCUAAAUAUGAAAGUAGCACCACAUUUAAAAGCUAUGACGUUUUAACGUCUAAAGGGGGUCAGAACCAAUUAAAGGAAUGACGUUUAAUAGAUUUAUAUUUGACUGAAUUUGUGAUAUUGAUUUUAGCAAAGAUUUUUUUACACGCUUGCGCACACAGGCCACACAUUCUUAACCUGUAAGUUGAGCAGAGGUGCAGUUAGGAGGGGAGGAGGAAGAAGAGGACUGAAAGAAGAGGAGGAGUAGGGGGGGAGCAGAGGGAAGCCGGGAGGCGCAUCCGACGUGACGAGUUCAGUCUGGUGGUGAGGAGCAGCAGGAACCCUGUCUGUCCGCCUCCCUCGGCUUUCAUGUCAGGGGCCACAUUGCUUGCGGGGAGGAUGAUGAUGACCAUGAACAGCAAGCAGCAUUUCUCCAUGCACCCGGCCCUGCACGAGCCCAAGUAUCCCGGCCUGCACUCAGGCACGGAGGGCAUGCGCAGAGUCUGUCUGCCCGCCCCACAGCUCCAGGGCAAUAUAUUCGGAGGCUUUGAUGAGAGCCUGCUGGCGCGGGCAGAGGCUCUGGCGGCUGCUGACAGCAUUGUCUCUCACGGCAAGAGCCACCCGUUCAAACCAGACGUGACUUACCAUACCAUGAGCAGUGCCCCCUGCACCUCAGCCUCCUCUUCUUCCUCCACCACCGUGCCCAUCUCCCACGUCCCCUCCACCCUCGGCUCUCACCACCACCACCUCGGACAAACCCUGGAGGCCGGAGACCUCCUGGACCACCUCUCCACCAGCCUAGCUGUGACAGGGAUGGGUGCUCCAGAGCCUCCAGGGAUGACCAGCUCGGCGCACCACCACCAGCACCCGCACCACCACCUACAGACCAUGGGGCAACUGCACCAGGCGAUGGCCAGCAUGGGCCAUCCUCAUUCCCUGUCGGUGCACGGCGGCAUGGCGUGCGCCAACGACGUGGAGUCGGAUCCGAGGGAACUGGAAGCCUUUGCCGAGCGCUUCAAGCAGAGGAGGAUCAAACUUGGCGUGACCCAGGCGGAUGUCGGCUCUGCGCUGGCAAACCUUAAAAUCCCCGGAGUGGGGUCCUUGAGCCAGAGCACCAUCUGCAGGUUUGAGUCGCUCACCUUGUCCCACAACAACAUGAUCGCGCUCAAGCCCGUUCUUCAGGCGUGGCUGGAAGAAGCCGAGGCUGCAUACCGAGAGAAAAGCAACAAGCCGGACCUUUUCAACGGAAACGAGAGGAAAAGAAAGCGCACAUCCAUCGCCGCGCCGGAGAAGCGCUCUUUAGAGGCAUACUUUGCCAUCCAGCCCCGGCCUUCCUCGGAAAAAAUUGCAGCUAUAGCCGAGAAGCUGGACCUGAAAAAGAACGUGGUUCGAGUGUGGUUUUGCAACCAGAGGCAAAAACAGAAACGGAUGAAGUACUCCGCCGUGCACUGAGUUUGACACAUCAUGAAUAAAAUAGCCUGCUACAUUUUUGAUCGAGUGAUUAAUAAUAGCCUGAGUAGCCUAACAGGGAUUUAUCAACAAAUCUUGGCGUGUCAUCUGGGAUCGUUUCCAAACAGACUUCCUCUCGUUUUCCAUGUGGUGUUACGCACUUCAUUGUUGCACAUUUUACAUUUGUUGAUCUGGGAAUUUACAAGUGUUACUAAUUCGUGGGAAGGUUGUCGAUGGAUGGCUCUAUUGCACACAUUUUCAUAAAAUUCACCAGGACAGUUUGUCACAUUCAGGGAUCUUUUUUUUUUAUUAUUUGUUGUUUAGAAAUCACAUCUAUUGGCUGCUUCAAUGCGCAAAGCAUAAGAUGUUUUUUUUUUCUUUUAUUUAACGGAAGACCUUUUUUCUUUUUCUUUUUUUGUUGUUGUAAAAACUGGUGGAGAUCAGACCACGUGCCCCACCUCCUAUAUGCACAAAUAUACACUAUUAUUCCACUCUCUAUGUCAAACUUCUGAGCUUUAGGAAUGAAAAUGUUUUUAAAGAGUUCACUUCUUUCUAUCACUGCUUUUGCAAACCAAUCCGUUCUCUUUGUUAACCGUGUGUUCGUGAUUUCUGCACACAGAAGUGAUUAUUUAAACAGUAUACCUCUCAUCACACUAUUUGACACUGUUUAUCUUGAAUUGUUAAGAAAUAUGAAACGGCACCGUCUUUAUGGGACACGUCCAUUUGGCUGUGGCUGAUGCAAUAUUUUAAAAUUUUGAUGUCAUGAUUUAAAGAACUGCUGGUAAUCUGUGGGUCUAAUUAUUUAUUAUAUAUAGCGCAGCUAUAUAUGGUAAAUAAGCUCAGAUCACCACAUUGAAAGUGUUUUUCUUCACUUCUGAAUUCACUUGGAAUAACGUGUGAUUAAAAAGAAAUAAAUUAUUGAUUAUUUUCUA